AUGGCGGUUGGCUUAGACUCCGCCUCCUGUGCUGUUUACAUUACAAUUACACUCCCCGAGUUCGGUGUGUCGAAACCCGCCUUCGAAACUCUAAAUGAUGUCUUUAACCUCAUGAUAAUCAGAAUUAGCAGGGAAUGGCCAAUCCGAAGUCCUUAUCCGAUUUUAAGCAUCCCCAAGUGCCAAGAGAGGAACAUGAGGACUGGGUGUCGGUGCCAGUGGGCGGCGUUGGCACUCCUCGCGUGGGCGGCCCUCGGAAGCGCCUCCUCCCCAAUGGGCACUUACCCAGGGGCGCGGUUCCCCGAGGGCGCCGUCGCCUACGAAGUGGUGGAUGCGCCGUCGCUGUGUCACUGCGUUCGGAUGUGUGGAGUUGACCCCGACUGUCAGGCCUUCAUCACGAACCGGACUGGGUCAGGUGCGCGGUUCUCUGGGGCAGAUAAUUGUGUCUUUGUGUGUUUGGCGGGUGGAAGGAGCUGCUAUUUCAGCCACAUAAGUGUUGCCAACUUAAACUUGACUUACAGCACUACUACCAACACCACUUCAAACUCGACGGAUCAACCUCUCCCCCUGCCACCUUCCACAACAAGCGCCACCGAAGGCCUCUGGGAAUCCUCCUGUAUCUCCAACAUCCACAAUCUCUUCCGGGCAAACCUUGCAGAAGCAUCAUCAACAAUCGUCCACCAACAAUCUAUUCAACCGACACCAACAAGCGCUCCAACAAUCCUUCGAACUCAAAACAACACCAAACAAUCGUCUCCAACGAUCCUUCAACAACACACCAACAAUCGUUCUCCAAACAAUCCUCAACAACAACCAACAUUGUCUCCACGAUCCUUUCAACAACACCAAACAAUCCGCGUCACCAACAAUCCUUCAAACACCAUCGCCAACAAUUCGCCUCCAACCAUCCUUCAACACACCAACAUUUCGUCUCCAACAAUCCUUCAAACAACACCCAGCAAUCGUCUCCAAACAAUCCUCAACAACACCAACAAUUGUUCUCCAAACGAUCCUUCAAACAAACACAACAAUCGUCUCCAACCAAUCCUUCAACGACACCAAGCGUCAUCCAACAACCUUCAAACACCAAUCGCCAACAAUUCGUCUCUCAACAAUCCUUCAACAACACCAACAUCGUCUCAACAAUCUUCAACUGAACACCACAAUCGUCCUCCAAAAAACAAACUCCUUCAACAAACAGCAACAAUCGUCUCCAACAAUCCUUCAACAAAACACCAAACAACCGUCUCCAAAAACCAAUCCUUCAACCAAAACACCAACAAGCAACCCACGUUCUCAACAAUCCUUUCAAACGACACCAACAAUCGCGCCUCCACCAUUCCUUCAACACCAUCCGCCAACAACGUUUUCUCCAAACAAUCCUUCACCACCAACAAGCUCUCAAACCAUCCGUCAACAACCACCAACAACCGUCUCCAACAUCCUCAUAACAACAACACCAACAAACGUCUCAACCAAUCCUUCAGACGAAACGACCACAACAAAGCUGUCUCCAACAAUCCUUCAACAACACCAACAAUCGUCUCCAACAUUCCUUCAACACCAUCGCCAACAACCGUCUCCAACAAUAUCCUUCAACACCAACAUACAGCGUCUCCAAAUCCUUCAAACAUGCUCACAUCCCACUACUCCGAGACCUGA
This is a messenger RNA of Penaeus vannamei (Pacific white shrimp), 1659 nucleotides long. The record is from RefSeq and is a predicted model, not a curated record. NCBI's taxonomy places the organism in Eukaryota, Metazoa, Arthropoda, Malacostraca, Decapoda, Penaeidae.